UUGGUCAAUGCAAAAAUACUUCUAAUUCACUGAAGUCAACUGACGCCGACUUUAUUUGGGAAAUGGAAAAAGUGGUUUGCAAAAGUCACGGAGCCGUGUGCAUGCUGAAAACGGGUGUCAGAGAAGGACCGAACAAAGGCAAAAGCUUCUAUGUGUGCGUGGACAAGCAGGGCUGUGACUUCAGUCAGGCGGUCAGCCUGCCUCCAUCCCACUGCCUCCAACAUGAAGAGUCCACCGUGGAGCUGCAGGCCCUGACCUACAGCCAGCAGCAGCAGAACUACAGAUUGUUCUACCGCUGUGUUGUGAGUAAAAAAGCUGGACAGAAAUGGUGUGGAAAUGUGCCAUGGACCGCUCCCAGCAAAGAGAAAAGAAGUCCUCUAGCAGAGAGCCAGCAGCAGCCCUCUUGUAUGCCCCCUGUGCGCAACCCCUUUAAAGCCCCAGCCAAAACAGACUGCAACUCUGAGUCGAGAAAGAUCCAGAGCAGUGCUGAGGGAAGCCACCUCAAGACUGUGCUUUCAGAGGCCAAGGAGAACGGAGAGCUGGGGCCAUCCAACACAUCCCAGCAGAGAGUGUUGCCAGCAGGCAUGAAGCUAAAGAAAUGUACCCUCAAAGAGGAUUCCAACAAAAAACAGGCAGAACAGACCAGAGCCACAGCUAAGGAGCAGACCCAGGACCAGACCAGAUCCACACCUACAGAACAGACCCUAGAUGGGCAGGGAGAGCCAGCUUCAGAUUCAGGCCCUGCAGACAAAGGGAGCGGCCCAUUUGUCUCCACGGAGCAGGAGCAGGACAAGGAGGAGGAUGACGACGAGGUGGUCCUGUUAUGUGUGCAGCCUCCUGCUCCCAAAGCCCCUGCUUACUCUGCUGUUCAGAAGACCCUCACCACUUUCCCAGGCUUCCAGAGGGCCUCCAAGCUACAGCCUACACAAGAUCACCCCCACGGCCUCAGGAACAUGCUCUCUUCUCAGCUCCAGCAGAAGAAGGCCACUCUGGGUGCAGUUAACCUGGAUGCCCUCCCAGAUAAGGGUGCCCGCUUAAAGACCCAGGUGAAGGAGCUGGAGGAUGCUCUGGAUGCACUCAGCCUGUCAACCUCCUCUCAGACAGGUGCUGAGACUGGCCCCUCCUGCAGGGCCCCUAUCACAGCCAAAGCUCCAGUGAACCCCUUCAGUCGUCCUGGAGGAACGGUGCUCCUGCCUGCUCCGCCUGGUACCUCACAGGGCCCUCAGACCUCUGGGAGCUCCGUGGGCCUGCAGCUGUCACAGAACUCUGCACACAUGCUUGGAGACCCGCCCCCAGCCCAUGUGUUUUAUGGGGGGCGGAUGACUGAGGACCGGCUGCUGGCGGUGAAGAAUGCCACAUGUAAGGCCAUCGACCAUCUGCACAAGUCUCUGGAAUCCUGUCCAGGGGCCGACACCGAGGCCCCAGACCCAAAAGGCAUCAAGGUGCACAGCCACUUCAGUAUUGUCAUAAGGCUUGUAUCACACAAUGGACUUUGUGUUCUCUCUUGUAUAUCUCUUGCAUUAGUACUUCUUGUAGUUAAAUCGGAGUAUGCCGCAUUUGGUUUGGAGAAAUACAGAUUUAUUUAUUUUUCUUAAGAUGGCAUAUCAGAUUUUCAAAGUCUGAUGAGAGAAAGUUAGCCAGUCAGCUUUCAUUCCAAAGCAGCAUGUACUGACUGAAGCCACACACUACAGGAAAAUGUGCUGCCUUAGGUCUUAAUGUGCUUCUCCCUAAUUUCGGGGAGGCGUGACCCGACUUUGGAUCUUCGUGAGAGAUUUUUAAUCCACUGUGCUCCUGAUGUUUGAGGUGCUACUCUGAGCUCCUCUUAUAUCAUAACCACAAAACUCCACCAUGGCAAUAGUCAAUAAAAUAGAGCAUCAGGGGCAGACAGAGUAACAGACACAGAGGCACAAGAUACAAAUGCAGGACAUACCAGAAAAAAUUAUUAUUAUUCAGUAGAAUGUGUCCUCCACAAAUAAUGACAUCUAGUUUGAAGCACUGUUUAAAAAGUAAAAAAGUGAGAGUAGGUCCUCGUGUGUACGUCUGUACAGAGAGAAUCGAAGUGAAGCUGCUGCAGAUUAGCUAUAGUGUGGGCAAAGCAUUUAUCUGAACUAUUGCACCACAUUUUGCAAAUAAUAGUAACACAGUUUUUACUUGCAUCUAAAUUAG
Boleophthalmus pectinirostris (great blue-spotted mudskipper) is the source of this 2166-nucleotide messenger RNA. Its product is annotated as transcription termination factor 2-like. The coding region runs from base 63 to 1595 and encodes 510 amino acids. Lineage: Eukaryota; Metazoa; Chordata; Actinopteri; Gobiiformes; Gobiidae. The record is from RefSeq and is a predicted model, not a curated record. The transcript is spliced from 8 exons. Gene Ontology annotation, molecular function: zinc ion binding.